GCAGACUCUUGCCUUCCUCCCUCUCUGCACCAAACGAUGGACCACUUUCCGACUAACUGGGGCCGUCCGCGCAACGAUGCGGCGGACCCGUACGGCACAUACCCCAUACACCAACGUCCAGCAACCAAGGACACCUUCGCCGAGGGUGUCCAGCGAACACAACAACCAAUCGUGACCGGUACAUCUGUUCUCGCCAUUCAGUACAGAGAUGGGAUUAUGAUGGCAGCAGACAACUUAGCUUCAUAUGGAUCCCUUGCCCGCUUUAAAGACAUCCAACGUCUGCACAAAGUUGGCACUUCCACCGUCAUCGGAGCGUCUGGCGACAUGUCCGACUUCCAAGCCAUACAAACCCUCCUCGACGAAGUCGUCACCGACGAGUUCACACAUGGAGACGGACACGACUUAGGUCCGGCCGAAGUCCAUGAAUACCUCUCCCGCGUCAUGUACUCCCGUCGUUCCAAGAUCAACCCUCUCUGGAAUUCCAUCCUCGUCGGCGGCUUCCGAGACGGCAAACGAUUCCUAGCCUACGUCGACCUCCUCGGCACGACCUACUCCGCACCCUCGAUCGCGACCGGCUACGGUGCCUACAUUGCCAUCCCCCUCCUCCGCGCUGCAGUCGACGGCCGCGUUGACGAGCUCACGGAGGAGAAUGCCCGCGCGCUCCUCCAUGACUGCAUGCGUGUCCUCUUCUACCGCGACGCCCGCAGUUUGGAUAAGUACCAAAUCGCGACCGUGAACGCCUCCGGAGUCCACAUCUCGGACCAGAUUCACCUCGACACCUCGUGGAGCUUCGCAGAGGGCAUUCGGGGAUACGGCGCGCAGACGCAGUAGAUAACCGGGUCUUGAUGUAGUAUCUGCGGCGGCAGCGGUGGGCCUGCGCCGUUGGUGUGUGUCUGUACCAGUAGUAGCAACGAACGCCACAGGACUCUUCCUUCCGC
Dichomitus squalens LYAD-421 SS1 is the source of this 938-nucleotide messenger RNA. Its product is annotated as proteasome endopeptidase complex beta subunit. The record is from RefSeq and is a predicted model, not a curated record. Gene Ontology annotation, cellular component: proteasome core complex. Bases 37 to 831 code for a protein of 264 amino acids. The transcript is spliced from 6 exons. NCBI's taxonomy places the organism in Eukaryota, Fungi, Basidiomycota, Agaricomycetes, Polyporales, Polyporaceae.